AUGAUGGGUAAUGAUACUUCACAGUUGAAUGGUCUGGAGAUCGAGGAAAAGGCUAUUGAUGUUACAGAUUUUUGGUCUCAUUAUCAAGCCACUAUUAAGGACAGCUGCAGGUAUUUCAGUUUGAAAUGUGAUGGUUCAGUGUCAGUAUUUAAAGGACAAGCAGCAUUAGGCCCUCUGUGGGCAGUAUCGUCGCCUCUGGAGAAGUUUUCAAAUAAUCUACUAAAAUAUCGUCAUCCAUGUAUAAUCCGUUAUAUAACUGCGUGGCAACAGAAAUCCACAUAUCAUUUGGCUACAGAAUUUGUACAACCCCUUUCAUAUGUAUUGAGCUCACAAACACCAUUACAGAUUUGUAUUGGGCUUAACAACAUUUUAAGAGCAUUGGUAUUUCUUCAUGAACAGGCUGGAAUGUCCCAUAAUAAUGUGAGUAUAUCAGCAAUUUAUGUGACUGGAGAUGGACAGUGGAAGCUUGGUGGACUUCAAUAUUUAUGCUUGUUUAGUGAAUUGAUACCUGGUUAUUUAAAACAGGCGAGAAUACAUAGGUAUGACAAAGCUGUAGAUCCAAAUGAAGAUUCUUAUGAGAUUACAACAAAGGUAGAUCAAUAUGCAUUUGCUGCUUUAGUUGAAGAUGUAUUCAAAGGACGCAAUGAUGAAGAAGUACCACAUCUAAAGGAAUUUAAGAAGUAUUGCAGAGAUUGUCUGCAACACAAUGAACCUGAUAGAAGACCUGAUUUGGCAGAAGUCCUUCAGCAUAGUUUCUUUAAUCAUGAAUUUAUAUCAAUAUAUAAAUUCCUGAACUUCUUACCUCUAAAGAGUGAUGAAGAAAAAAGUGAAUUUUUCUCUAACAUUUUGGAUAGCUUGAAAUGUUAUGAUGAAGAGACUGUAGCAAAACAACUUGGAGGAUUAUUGCUUUCCAGACUAACCAUGUUAGACCCAACUGCUAGAAAGGAUGUUAUACCUUAUAUACUUAAACCAAAAAAUGAGAGAUUACAGAACACAGAACAAUUAGGAUUUUUCAGUCUAAGUGUAUACAAAGAACAUGUGAAGUCUAGAAUUAUGCAACUGUUUGCAGUAAGAGACAAUCAGAUAAGAAUGCUUUUGUUGACACACUUUGCAACAUUCGUACAUGUGUUUUCACAUGAAGAACUUUCACUGCAUAUAUUACCUGAGCUACUUUUGGGCAUUAAAGAUAUAGAUGAUAACCUAGUUGCUGCAACUCUGAUAUGUUUGAGUGAACUAGUGCCAAUCCUAGGAGCUGAUACUGUUAUAGGUGGUAAGAGGUCAAAGCUAUUUACUGAUGGGAGACCUAAUUCAAAAACAAAUUUAACUACAGGAAAACCACAAGAUGAUCUACUAUUUUUAUCAAAAAAAUCCUUAAGAGAUUACCACUGUUCAGAAGAUGUUUAUGAAAACAGUAGCAUAAAUACAUCUGAAUAUGAGAAAACUAUAGUAUUAAAUGAGAGACCUUCACCUGUAGGAGGGGAAUCAGUAGACGAAGAAGUUGUCUUAAUGAAAUGUAACAAAAACAAUCUAGCAGACAGUGAAGACGACUGGAGUGACUGGGACAACACAAAUAGACAAUUAACAAUAGCAUCAAAUAAUACAGAAACCCAUCUUGAUAAAGAAGAAAGUGCAAAUAGUAAGGAGAGUUCAAUUAGCACUACAACAUACAUAUUGGACACUGCCUCGAGAACAACAAUAUUACAAAAAGCUGCAUUGGAAGCAAAGAAAAACAUAGUAGAUAUUUCCGAGCUGGAUAUUAAAAAUCAAAAACCAGAAAAUAAGAGAACCAGGGAAGAGAUUGAUUUUUUUGCUGAUAUGAUGCCCGUGAUAGAGAAGCCAACAGUUGUGAAUAUUGCCCAUAGGGAUAUUUCACAAGAUUUUAGUAGUAAAUUGAAUUUUAUUCCUGAUCAAGAAUUAGAUGAAAAUGAGGGCUGGGGAGAAAAUUGGAAUGAGUAGAAGUACAGUUUGCCUGGUAAAUUAAAAUAUUGUAUUAAUUUAAAGUUUAUUUUCGCGCAAAAGUCGCUAAAAGCUAGGAUUUCUUUAACAGAUUGCAAGUUGAAACUUGUAUGUCAAAAUUAGCUCAGCUUGCUGGUCAAUAACUGGAAUGAAAAGGAAUUAUAGUGUAUUAACUACUAUUUUGCAAGCAUACUAUUACAUGUUUAUAAUUAUCGACUAUAUACCUACAGGUGAAUCCAGGAAAUUACAUACUAAUCUGUGUCAAAAUGAAGAAGACUAACUUUACGGCGUGGCGUGACCACGUGGAAGUAUUGGAACAUUCCCCAAUGGCAAUUAAUAUUACAACUAAUAAAUAUUCAUGACUGUGCACUAAGAGCUCCCUCAU
Messenger RNA from Hyposmocoma kahamanoa, 2341 nucleotides. RefSeq names its product protein-associating with the carboxyl-terminal domain of ezrin. The record is from RefSeq and is a predicted model, not a curated record. The transcript is spliced from 7 exons. Gene Ontology annotation, molecular function: protein kinase activity; ATP binding. Gene Ontology annotation, biological process: protein phosphorylation. Bases 1 to 1956 code for a protein of 651 amino acids. NCBI's taxonomy places the organism in Eukaryota, Metazoa, Arthropoda, Insecta, Lepidoptera, Cosmopterigidae.